AAAACGUCAAUCAGUGCAACUAAACUACGGAUUCCAGCGUAACUCACGCCAACAGGUCACUAAGAAGAUACUCAAUGGGUUGAAAACGACAGUUUCUAUGUAUUGUACAUGUGUUUUGCCACUGUAGCUUGUUCCUUUUUUAAUCAGUUUUAGUGUGUUUUUAAACUGUUUUUGUUUCGUUCUGCUACUGGAACAGCUGCGCCGGUGUACGGUGAGGGAGCUGGCCAGGAAAUAAUUUAUAAAAAAGGACGUGUAUAUUAUUACAGCACAAAAGUGGUAAUUAGCUUAAUCCUUACACCCUAUGUUUAGUUAAAAAAAAAGAUUAUAUCGUGGUCAUACACAUAUUUAAAUCAAAUUAAAGACAAAAAAAAAAAAAGUAAUACAUAACUUAAUACCGUAUGCGAUUACUAUGAACGCACAUUUAUUAUUGUAUUCAAUUAAGUAAUGCAAUCGUAAAUUACCAUGUCAUACAUUUGUUAUUCAUAAUUAGUUUCGAAUUAUAUGUUUUAGCCUAAAUCUUAAAGUAAAUUUAAAUGUCGCGGGCAAAGAUGACGCGCAUCAUUUUGCAUCACAGCUGAAAGGAGAAGAAUGCUCAUCUCACAGCAACCAGAUUGCAUGCAGGGUGGGUUGCCUAGGUAACAGACUCUGUAAAUUGAGCUGCUGCUGUGUUGCUGAUAGAAAAUUCCUGCUGCUGCUACUAGGUAAACUUAACGUACAAAGAUGAGAGGGAACGAUCGGGGUCAUGACAACAAACGAACGUCGAAAUAAGUAAUGAUCAUGCCUGACAUCAUUAGCCUUAUCCGAUUUGCUUGUUUAUUUUUGGAGUGGAAAAGACGACUGAGUUGAGGCACAGUUCACAACUCCGUGAAACUGACAUUGGUCAGAUCUGGACAAUUAUGUUUGACGUUUACAACAGUCUAAACGGCAAUAAUUAACAAUGAAAAAGCUAUUCAGCUUUGGGAAGAAAAAGAAAGGAUUUUCUCCCAAUACUUCUGACACUGGGAGUGUGGUGUCUGCUGGAUAUGAGCUUAAGGAAAAAGAUCUAGGAAAGCUACACAAAGCUGCUUCUACAGGGGAUCUUUCCAAGCUGAAACAGCUUGCAAAGAAACACGACCUUAGCCAGCUGGACAAAGAAAACAGAACGCCUUUACAUCUUGCCUGUGCUCAUGGGCAUGUUGAUGUUGUACAUUUUCUGACGGAAAGCAAGGCCAAACUAAACCUCUGUGAUAAUGACAACCGUUCCCCGUUAAUGAAGGCAGUACAGUGCCAACAGGAACACUGUGCUGUUACCCUUCUGGAACAUGAUGCUGAUCCAAACCUUGUGGAUAUCAAUGGAAAUACUGCCCUACAUCUCGCUGCCCUCAUCCCUGCCAUCUCUAUGGCCAUUCAGUUGCUGGAUCAUGAUGCACGUAUAAAUGCUACAAACAAGGAAGGCUGUACCCCCCUGAUUUUGGCUGCUACAGAAAAUCAUCAGGAGAUGGUUGAGUAUUUAUUGAAAGAAGGAGCUGAUGUAGAUGCAAAAGACAAAUCAAAACGGACAUCAUUGAUGAUUGCUGCGAGUAAUGGCCAGAUUAGUUUGGUUCGGUUGCUCUUGCGGUACGAUGCAGAUAUUUCUAUAAAGGAUGAUAAUGGUUGGACAGCUGAUGACUAUGCGGUUAUGAAUGGACACCAUGCUUGUUCACAUCUAAUAAUUGAGCAUGGAACAAAAAAAAGACCACCCCAGUCCCCUCAUGGUACGAGUAAAGUGAAGGGUGCAUCUGUGUUCAGCAGUCCAAUCCGUGGCACUGAGUCAGGUUUUGCUGUGGGUGGACCAGCUACAGAUAAAGAAGAAUUGCAACAGUCUCCAAAGCACCAGUCAGGAGCAGGUGAUUCAGGGAAAGUUGGAGACAAUGUUUCACCAGACGAAUCCAUUAGUAGGGUAUCAGAGAAGGAUGGGGCAGGAGACUCCUGGCCUUCAUCAGAUGAAGGUGAAGAAUUGGAUUUUAGCCCAAAGAAAAUACAAAAGCCAAGCUUGACAAAGCUAAUGAAUGCCUCCCAGAAGAGCAAGAAUAAUGGGACAGUGUGUGAUGAACCUGGAGUUUUAGAAAAGGCCACAACAAGCAGGCAGAGUAGUGCUGAGCAGGAAGAAAAUGAAAGUGAGAAUGAAGAGGAGGAUGAGGACGAUGAAGACGAAGAGGAGGAUGAGGAAGAAGAAGGUGAUGAGGAUGAAGACGAGGAGGAUUUAGAAGAUGAGGAAGAAGAUGAAGAGGAGGAAGCAAGUGAAGAAGAUGACGGAGGCGUAGCAAGUCUUGAGCAUGAAAAUCAUGAAAGGACCGAAAUAACCGUGGCUAAUCUCUGCAGUGUAGUAGGUGAAACUGUUCAAGGACAAGAGACAAUUUCAAGAGGCUUGGAUCAAACUGCUGCUAUAGGCACAUCUGUUGCAAAAGGUGAAGUGUCUGCAGGAGAAGUAGUAGCAGGAAGAGAUGUUUCAGUAAAUGAACGUGGUGCAGCAGAUGAAGUAACUGGUGGAGACCAACUUGUUGCAGAUGAAGAAUCUUCAGAAGAUCAAGAUAUUGAAGUAAAUGAAGUAGUUCACAGUGCUGUUGUGGGUCAUGAAAGCUUGUCAUGUCAUAAUGAUGAUGGAAAUGCUGAGAGCCCUGACAGGGUGAGUGCUUUAGCUGAUUCAUGGGACUCUGAAGAAGACAACUUUAAAGAUGAACACCCGGAGCCUAAAGCUGAUUGGCAGAAAAUGGAGGAGACUAAUGAUGUCCCUGUUUCAUUAAUUAUUGGGCACUAUGAGGGCGCAUUUGAUUUAACCACUGCAAAUUCUUGGAAUGAGAUGGAAGGAAAAAACUGUAAAGCACAAGUGUCCAAAAUAGAUGAUCAAACUGAAAACAUUGCUUGUGAAGAGAACAGUAGAAAUGAGGAGGAAGUGAGUCAAAAUUCUGAUCUGGAAAUCCAAGAUAUUCAAAGCGGAGUUUGCAGCAGCUCUGUUAUGGGCCAUCAUAAACAUGAGGAAGACAAUAAGGAAAGUGGGGAAGAAUCUGAAGCAAGUGUACAGGAGAUGAAAAUGGAGGUUACAGACAUAAUUGAAGACUCGGGGGCAAAUAUUAUGAACAGUGGAAAGGAUAGCAAUGACAAGGAAGAAGUGGCAUUAAAACCAAGUCCAUCUGACAAUGAAGAGGAUUCCUGGGACACUGACCAAGAAAUCCAGAACUGUAGUGAAAAGCUAGUUCAACAUAAGGAUAGGGAAGGGGAUGAUUUUAAAUCUUGUCAAGAAAAAAGUGACUUGUCGCAUGGCAGUAGAAAAUGGGAUGAGGGUGCCUAUUCAAACACAAAUGAUGUGAAUAAAAGUUUAGAAAAGGGUUCUAAUGAAAAUGAAGGCCCUGAAAUAAUAAUUUGGGAUGAAGACAAACAACACCAGAGUGUAACAAAGCAGGGAAGUAACCAAGACAGAAAAGAUGCUGGUGACGAUCUCCUAGAUUAUAGCUGUGAAGAGAAAGGGAAUCUGAUGAUACACUUACAACAAAAUCAUUCAAUUCAAGACAUUGAAAAGGGCUCAGAAUCAGAUAUUAGCUGGGGUGAACGUUCAGGUCGACCCCAAGAACCAGAGGUUUUUGAUGUAAACAUGACUUCUCACCCUGAGCCACUGCAGAUGGACCAGGAAAACCGGGUGGUCAGAACUACAGAAAAAGAUCGAAGUAAAGAUUUUAAACUGUUAAAACCGGCCGCUGAAAUGGAGGAGUAUUCAGAAGAGGAGGAUGAAGAGGAAGAAGAGGAGGAAUAUGAAGAUCUUCAUAUUUCUGGGAACAUUCUAAAAGAAUCUGGCACAGUCGACAGUGCUGUUCCACAGAAUGAUUUAGAUGAAAAGGGAAGCCCUGAAAAAAAUCUAAAAAGAGAUUUUUUGUCUGAAUUGGGGCUGGAAGCAGCCGAGGAGGAUGAAGACUCUCUAUGGGACUCGGAGUCUGCUUCUGAUAGUCCAAGGAAACAACAGAGUGGGGCUUUAAACCCUGCAGCUAAGGCACAAACAGUGAUGCACAGUAUUUCUGAAGAGAAGAAUGAAGACAUAUUUUACAUACCUUCUUUCUUAAGAGGAUCAAGAGACUAUAGGAUGGCUGAGCUAGAGGAUUCAAGGAGUGUAGGCAGGCCAGUGAGCCGAUUGAGAUUGGAUUUAGGAGGAAAUGAUACAGAAAAGCAGAAAGAUGUUUUGAAGACACCUUUAAAAAUCAAAGAGACUGUUUUUUCCAAUCUAGCUGUAUCCAAAGAGACAAGAGAAAAGCAGAAGACAGACUUCAUGGAGGAACUUGGUUUGGAUGAUGCAGAUGAUAUUGAAGAACAUGAGAAAUUGUCUAAAGAUGCUUCAGACUGGGACUCUGCUAGCAUUGCAAGUAGAAAUCUGCCUGGCUGUAAAAUCCCGUUGCCAGUCCAUGAUGAAAUAAGUGCAAAACUGUCAGAACCAGAGUUAUCCACACCACAAAGGAAGACCCCAAAUGUAGUACAGUGUGCCAAAGCAGAUCAGAAAACCAGUGCUGAAAAGAGCCUGUCUCCCUCAAACUCUCCUCCACUGCCAAAAGCAAGAUCCUUGCAUUCUCUGACACCACCACAACCGCAACCACGUUCUAAGUUAUUAGCUGUAAAAGCAGAGAGCAGAGAAGAUUCAGAUUGGGUUUCAGAAGAUGAUGAUGUUCCAUCUGGUACAGAACAGUCUGGGACAGUUCUGAAACUGUCAGUACAGAACUUUGCUACCAGUAAGCCAGAACCUACUGAUGAAGAGUUGUCCUCAGAAGAAGACGACGACCGUGAAAACAGUGCUCACCUAAAAAAAAAAGUUAAACAGUCUUUUUCUAUGUGUCUACCAAUGCUGCUGAAGGACAAAGAACGCUUAGAAACCCCCUUGACAGUGCUAAUUAACACAACUCAUGACGGGGAAGACCAGGCAGAUAACCUACUCGGAGAGCAGAACCAAGAAGGCAGUGAAAAUCAAACCACAGUUUAUCUAUCUGCAGCCAGCUCUGCCGUCCCAUGGGAGGAGCGAUAUGAAAAAAUCUGGGUAGAAAACGAAAAAAGAGAAGUAAAAUCCCAUUACAAGGAUGUGGCAGCUGAGCUGAAGAAGAAGUUUGGAGAGAUAUGUCUGAAACAAUCCAGCGAGCCAAGUUCCAUAUCAACGCAUUUAAGAGUAGAUCUUAAUAAUGAAGAUGAUUCUAGUGAUGAAGAUGAGAUUGUAUACCAGAUGGCAAAGACCCAAAGUGGAAUACUGCAACCGAUUCCAGAACAAAAGGAAUCCAGUUUAGAAGACUCUAUUACAGAACCCUCUAAGCCAGAACUGAAAGGUAGUAAAAUACCAGAUAAAGCAGUAAACUCAAACAAACAAGCUGAACAUCCCUCGAAAGAAGAUGACAAUGAAAUACAACCACCAGUACAAAAAAGAGAAAACGAUAUUGCUGGCUAUGACACAGAUCUGGACUCUGAUUCUGAGCAAAGUGCUGAAGAAAAAACAAAAUGCAACAUUGAUGGAAGUGGAAGUUCGGUUGAAAACAAUACAAACCCUGACCAUAGUAAAAAUUCCAAGGAAGAAGAUGAUGACAACAAAUACCAAGAUUUUGUGAAUGCUGGUCAGAAGAACACUCCAUUAUCUGAAGAUGAUUUUGAAUUGAUCCCCACCUCUCAACCCGUUUGUGCACCAGCUUCUAAAUACCCAUCAGAUGAAGAGCUUGAGGGAGAUAUGCAGAGGUUUAAGAAUGAGGUAGGGAUGCUGAAGGUUGUAUUCCUGGCUUUGGAGAAAGAAAAAGCACAGCUACAGAAAGAGGUUGAAGGAGAAAAGAAAAAGAAACUACUGGGAAUGCAAAGAUCGAAUCAAAUUAAAGGUUUAGCGGGACCUAUAAAUGUAAACAGACAAACUGGGAAUGUAACAGAGAAGAUAAUACAGCAUGAAGCCACCCAAAGACUACAGCCUAAAGGAAUGCAAGGUUCUGAAAAAGUGGACACUUGUAAUCAAAAGGACCAAAAGCAGCUCAACAACCCAAGGAGUAAUAUUAAACAAAGAGCAAAUGCAACACAUGCUAAAAGAGCUGACCUUGUCUCGGAUGAGGAGGAUGUAGAUAAUAAACGGAUUUCAAAACUGAACACAGCUGGCAGACAGUCACAGCAAGCUACCUUUGUUAAUGGAGAUCAGCUUUCUGUAUUUGAUGAUAGUACUUUAAGUGAGAUGUCAGAAGAUGGAGGAAGGCCAACAAUACCCCACAAUUGGAAAAGCAAGAGCAAUAAGCAAAUGGAAACUGCAGGUGACUUUGAUGACUUCACCCAGUCCUCUGACACUGCUACAGACAGCAUGGAAUCACCUACCUUAGGAUACAGAAAUGCGUCUUUGUUAAUUAAACAGCUGGAAACUGGUACAAUAGAUUCUGUAACUUUGAUCAAAAUUCAGAACAUGUUCUAUGACUAUGAGCGCACCAUUGAGAGAGAGAAAGGGCGCUAUAGUCUACUGUCAGAUAAAAUCGCUCAGCAUGUAAACGAGAGAAAAGAACUACAAAAGGCACUGGAGGAUAUCCAGGAAGUGAAAUCCACCCUGGAACACCAGCAGGUGGAAUGGGAGACUGAUCUUAACAACCAAAAGUUUAUUCUGAAACAGGAGCAGGAGAAGCAUAAGAAUGCUGAAAUGCUGUAUGAGAAGAGCAGAGAGCAGCUGCGAAAGAAAGAGGAGCAGUUCCGCAAAGAGGUGGAGGCAAAACAGCAGCUGGAGCUCACCUUGAGGAACCUGGAGAUGGAGAUGAGAGCCUUGAUUAGUAACAUGAAGCAGCUUGAAGAUGAGCGGAACGAACUGCAACGCUUGUUGUCUCAGGAACGCAGUGCCAGGGCUCUGCAGGAAGGAAUACUAAACAACCACCUUCAUAGACAAAAGGAAAUUGAAGAGGAAAACAAAAAGACUGUCUCAAAAAACACAGAGGUAUUUUCCCAGCUCUCUGAAGUGAGUGACAGAGAAAAGGAUCUGCUUCAGCAGAACCGCAGUCUUCAGGAUGAGAUAUCUGUGUUGAAGCUGGAGCUGGAUCGGGUUCGAGCCCGUAGCCAGGAAGAGGAGGGACGGUACCUUGAGGAGAAUGAGGCUCUGAAAGAAAAAAUGGAAGAUCUGAAACGAGAUCUAAAACUAAACGAAGAAGCCCUGGCACAGACUGUCUUGCAGUACAGUGGACAGCUGAAUGCUCUGAAGACAGAAAGCACCAUGAUGACCUCCAAGAUGGAGCAGGAGAAGCAAAAUAAAGACAAGCUAGAGACAGAUGUGGAGUCUUUGCGUGCACGACUGACCUCGGCACUCCAGGAGCUUGAGCGCAGUCAGUCUGGCAAAGUGGAUGCAGAGCGAACCUUCCAGCGAGAGCGAGAUGAGUGGCUCCGCCUGCAAGAAAAGCACACUCACGAGACCACAAGCCUGCGGGAUUCCAUUAACAGCUUGUCACAACAGCUCAGCAAAGCGGAAGCGAAGGCUAACUCUCUGGAGAAUGAGUGUCACCGUGCCACACUGUCCCACACAGAGAAAUCGCUCAUGUUAGAAAGCAUGCAGCGCGAGCGAGAGCAAGCCCAGUCUCGUCUGAAGGAGCUGGAGGGCUUACUGCAGGCUGAGAAGGAACAGGCGAGCAAGUCCUCAGUUCGACAGGAAUCCAUGCAAGAAAGGAUGGCCCAGGCUCAGAGUGAAAACAUAAUACUGCGUCAGCAACUAGAAGAGUCGCAGAACAAGGGAAUCAUCAAGGAGAGGGCAGUGAGCGACGUACAGGACCGCUUCAGUGACAUCAUAACAAACCUCCGGGCAGACAGCGAAGGGAGGGUGCAGAUUGUGGAAGAGAGGAACAAGGAACUUAUGGCCAAAAACAUUGAACUCAGGGAGCAGGUCUACAGGCACCAGAACGAAAAAGCAGAGAGAGAGUUCAUCACAGAGCACGAGUCGUCCUUCGAUCACAAGAUUAUAAUACAAAGUGUACCACUUCACUACCAGGCUGCUUUAAGGCAACUACAACAGGAACUUGCUGAUGCUCUAAAGAAAUUGUCCAUGUCUGAGGCAUCACUGGAGGUCAACACUCGCUAUCGCAAUGAUCUUGAGGCAGAAAAAAUUCGGUUUCAGAAAGAUAUCGACAGACUGAAAGGAAAGCUGCAGGAAACGGAAGACCAGUUCAUUCAGUCAGAGCAUCGGAUUCACAAAUUAAAGAGUGCACUGGAUGACAAAGAGCGAGAGGUUAUUGCCUCCUCACAGAAGCUGCAGGAGAUUCUGUCUGCAUCCUCUGGAAUGGAGAAGACAGUCAAGCAGUUGGAUGAACAUAUUCAAAGACUUGAGAUUGAAAAUGCCAGAUUGGAAGCUACAGCCAAACAGCAGACAAAUAGAAUAGAGGUUCUACAAAAAGAAGUGCACGGGUCUGCUGCGGUGCAGAAUCGUUUAGAGGAUUUGGUUACAAAUUUACAAGGAGCCAAGAUCAAUUUAGAAGAGCAGCUUAAUCAAGAGGCUCAAAAACAAAGUAUGCUGUCGCAUAAUGCACAAGACUCUCAUCUCCUCUGGGAAGAAGAACUGAAGUCAAGAUCCAAACUAGGCCUUAGACUUGCUCAGCUAGAAAGGGAAAAGGUUGAAGUGACAAGUCAGAUGGAAACAGAAAAGAAAAAGACUAAAAAGAUAGCAGAGCUAAAGCGAUCUACAGAGGCAAGGCUUGACCAGGAGAUGAAGAGAAACAGUGAACUUCAAAAGGAAAUUAACAGGAUGAGAACACUUGUUAAAACCGCCAAGAAAAAGCAGAAGCAGCAAGAGACUGGAGAGUUUGCAUCCCAGCUCAGCAGCAUUCGGGGAGAACUGGAUAAUAGACACCUGGAAACAGGGACCACUAUUGCUAGAUUAAAGUCCAAGAUUGAUGAACUCUCCCAGCAAUUAGAAAAAGAAUCCUUACAAUCGACAAGGCUAGAAUCCACCAACAAUGAUUUGAGGGAACAACUGUCUUCAAUGAAAGCACUGCGCAAAAGCCAUGAGAAGCUGGAGAGGAGCAAGAGGCAACUUGAAGAGGAGGUGUCAAGAGUUCGUCGCCAUAUAGAAACAAAUAUGAUGGACCACAGCCAGAUAGAGCAAUGCAAACGAGAGGCCGAGGAAAGGGCUAGACAGGAGAUAAGGCAAAAACUCGAAGAAGUCAAUCUGUUUUUGCAGACCCAGGCAGCCUCUCAAGAAGCCUUAGAACAAAUAAAAGCCACCAAUGAAGCAACUUUAAGAAACCAGCUGGAGCAAAGAAUACGAGACCUUGAGGGAGAGCUGAGUAGAGCACGGAGCACACAGCAGAACAGCUUGAGCCAGCGGGACUCGACGCAGACCGAGCUGGAGAGAUACAAGGAGCUUUAUUCAGAAGAAUUCAAAUUACGCAAGUCCUUGGCAGCCAAGCUAGAUAGAUCGAAUGAGAGGCUGGCUGAAGCCAACACUAAGCUGCUGAAUGAGCGUCAGCGCAGCAAAUCAUUCAUAGCUAGCAGCAUUGUAAACGGGAGCCUGACUGCAAGUCCUGUCCUUGACGUGAAUCAGCUUCAGGGCAGCAUUGGAAACUUUGGUGGCACUCUGGGCCCCCUUCAUAGAAAUCUAGGGCUUGGAGGAAGUUUCCUGAACCCAGUGGGAGAUGGCACGUCUCCAAACAGCAGAGUGGAUGCUUACAUAGCAAAGAUGCAAAAUGAAUUGGAGAAAAACAUCACCAAGGAACUAGACCAUGCCACAGCCGAGCUGGAUGGUGGAUCUACGAGAAUGUCUCCUGUUGGAUCAGCUGCAGGCUCUCUAAAAACCCUAAACCUUGACCAGGAUCCUGUCACCAGAGCGACUCAGCAGUACUUAGAAGUCUUAAAGAAAAACUACAUGAUUUAAAUAGAAGAUUACGCAUGUUCCAUGUUUACAUUAAAUGUUAAUUCAAUGUGAAUAAUAUGUAAAACAAAUAUUGAAUGUAAAAACUAGAAAACAAAAUCAUUCAAUUUUCCAUUAUUUAUUUAUUGAUUUUUAUUGCUAGAAUAUUAAAUGAUGCACAUUGCACUUGUAUGCUCAGGAGGGAUACAGCAUUGUUUUUAAGUAUCUUCAUAUUUAGAGCCAUAUUUUCAUUAAAUCAGCAUUAUUGAUGUUUAAACCUGGAAUCCAACUGUUCCAGGCUACUCUAGGUAAUAAAUACCACAUCCUUCAAUA
Messenger RNA from Acipenser ruthenus (sterlet), 10147 nucleotides. Its product is annotated as ankyrin repeat domain-containing protein 26-like. NCBI's taxonomy places the organism in Eukaryota, Metazoa, Chordata, Actinopteri, Acipenseriformes, Acipenseridae. The record is from RefSeq and is a predicted model, not a curated record. The transcript is spliced from 45 exons. Gene Ontology annotation, molecular function: protein binding. Bases 938 to 9838 code for a protein of 2966 amino acids.